AUGCAAGACAGCGGUCCCUCAAACUUGACAGAUUUCCACACAGACUUUGGUGCUGAGGACCACAAGAGGAGGACCAUGAGGAGGACCAUGGCCUUACGUGAGGCAAAUCACAUCCAGCUCCCUGUUGGUCGCAGAUGUCCGGUUGUCAUCAUGAACCUGACCUCCAGCUCUAAUUCUAUCCACUUCCUCAGCAGCAGUUCUCCUGGCAUGAGGGACCAGCCUGAUACCACCAUCAUAGCUGAGCCCACCAUUUUAGGUGGCUACCAGGAGCUGGCCAUAUUAUCCGACAGUGUUGGUGGCUUCAAGCAGCAUAAUGUCAGUUAUGUCUCAAGGCAAGGAGGGAACUUCACUGAUUCCCCAGUUAACGGGACGUUAAUGCUGCCAGCAGAGGACUUCGACCCGUUAGGAGGACAUACUAUCUGGCAGGUCAUCAUCAUUGUCUUCCUCACUGGAUCACUUUCUCUUGUCACUGUUGUUGGCAACAUCCUGGUGUUGGUGUCAUUUAAGAUCAAUAAGGCACUGAAGACAGUGAACAACUACUACCUGCUUAGCCUAGCAUUUGCUGACCUGACCAUUGGUACGCUGUCGAUGAACCUGUACACCACCUACAUCAUCAUGGACCAGUGGGCUCUGGGGCCAGUGGUCUGUGACCUGUGGCUUGCGAUAGACUACGUGGCCAGUAACGCCUCAGUCAUGAACCUGCUCGUCAUCAGCUUUGACAGGUAUUUCUCUGUGACCAGACCUUUGACCUACCGGGCCAAGCGCACAACCAAGCGGGCCAUGACCAUGAUUGGAUUAGCCUGGUCCAUCUCUUUCAUUCUCUGGGCCCCUGCCAUCUUGUUCUGGCAGUACAUUGUGGGUGAGCGAACAGUACAGCCUAAUGAGUGCUACAUCCAGUUCCUGUCAGAGCCCAUCAUUACCUUCUGCACUGCCAUUGCUGCGUUCUACUUGCCAGUAACUAUUAUGGCAUUCCUGUUUUGGAAGAUCUAUCAGGAAACAGAGAAGCGUGCUAAAGACGUGCAGGGUCUCAAGGGAUCUGGGGCGGGGGGUGGUAGUGGAAGAGCUGGUGGAGAAGGUGCAACUAACAGCCAGAAGGAUUCAUCAGCUAUGCUGCGCCAAAUGAGCUCUCAAAGCUGCAGCAGCUGUGAGCUAAAUCAGGCGGCCUCAGAGAAGAACAACAAGGACAAUGUCAGCAUCUCAGGAGGGACGGGAAGCAGAGGGAGGUGUGGCGCGUUCUGCCUCCGGUUUUCAUCACUGUUGCCGGGUUUCCAUGCGUCCAAGAAGUCCGUCAACACCACAACAACGACUGUGGGCGAGGCAGAGCAGAGCAGCUGUGACAGCUUUAACAACAAUGAAGGUGGCACUUAUGGGGAGCAGUCAGGUUCAGAGGAGGAGGCUGAUGGUGCAGGCCCAUCAAGGUCUCCAACAGAUGACAAGAAAUGUAGAAAGGGGAAGAAAAACAAGGAUAAACAUCAAUCAUCAUCCAACAAAAGUCCAAAAGGGUCACAAUCAAAUGCUGUCACCUCAUCACCUGCUGACCAAUCGCCUGCAGCCAUCACCAUGAAAGAUGCAGCAAUGGCCAAACGCUUUGCCUCAAAAGCCAAGACAGAGAUCAACAAGCGCAAGAAUGAAAAAAAGGCAAACGAGAAGAAAGCAGCACGGACACUCAGCGCCAUCCUGUUUGCCUUCAUCACGACGUGGUUGCCGUACAACAUCAUGGUGCUGGUCAACACUUUCUGUCAGGACUGUAUUCCAGAAACUCUUUGGGCUCUGGGCUACUGGUUGUGCUACGUUAACAGCACGGUCAACCCCAUGUGCUACGCCCUGUGUAACAAGACCUUCCGGACAACUUUCAGGGACAUUUUGAUGUGCCAGUGGAAUCAAAGGAAGAACAAGCCUCAUUUCAAUCAGAGGAAGGCUGUGGCUUUCAAGAAAAAAGACCCAAUGUAG
Chelmon rostratus (copperband butterflyfish) is the source of this 1950-nucleotide messenger RNA. Its product is annotated as muscarinic acetylcholine receptor M1-like. Gene Ontology annotation, biological process: regulation of vascular associated smooth muscle contraction; adenylate cyclase-inhibiting G protein-coupled acetylcholine receptor signaling pathway; chemical synaptic transmission. Gene Ontology annotation, molecular function: G protein-coupled acetylcholine receptor activity; G protein-coupled serotonin receptor activity. NCBI's taxonomy places the organism in Eukaryota, Metazoa, Chordata, Actinopteri, Chaetodontiformes, Chaetodontidae. Bases 1 to 1950 code for a protein of 649 amino acids. Gene Ontology annotation, cellular component: dendrite; plasma membrane; synapse. The record is from RefSeq and is a predicted model, not a curated record. The transcript is spliced from 6 exons.